AUGGAGUUUCCCAAAUUCGAUGGAUCUAACCCCCGUUGGUGGCGUGAUCAAUGUGAAAUUUAUUUUGAGGUCUAUCCUGUGCACGCGACGAUGAAGACACGCUUCACCACGCUGAACUUCAAGAAGCCUGCGGCGACUUGGUUGCAGACCGUGCAGAGGCAUGGGCGGAUUGUCGAGUGGGAGCGGCUGCGCGAGUUGGUGAUGGCGAAAUUUGAGAAGGAUCAGUACGAGGUGCUUCUACGGCAAUUCGGCGCCCUGAAGCUGACUGCCUCGGUGCUGGAGUACUAG
Molecule: messenger RNA, 288 nt
Organism: Miscanthus lutarioriparius
Lineage: Eukaryota; Viridiplantae; Streptophyta; Magnoliopsida; Poales; Poaceae
Source: the annotation of a GenBank genome assembly